Naegleria lovaniensis is the source of this 1746-nucleotide messenger RNA. RefSeq lists its product as uncharacterized. The record is from RefSeq and is a predicted model, not a curated record. The coding region runs from base 1 to 1746 and encodes 581 amino acids. The transcript has a single exon. NCBI's taxonomy places the organism in Eukaryota, Heterolobosea, Eutetramitea, Acrasida, Naegleriidae.
AUGAAACCAACCAGUUCCUCCACCAAUAAUACUAAUAACACAAUAUCCUCAUCAUCCUCCAAUAAUGCUCCAAUUUCAUAUCCUGAACUCUUGAAUAUUCUCAACGCUGAACAUCAAUCUUCCGUAUUACUUCAUGAAAGUAGUGCUGAUGCGAAUGUGCACCAGCACUCGAGUACCAUGUUGCCAUCCUCUUCCUCAUCAACGACGAGUACAACCAAUGCUGCUAAUCAUUUGUUUCAUUCUCUUUUUGCUGCUCAUCAUCAGCCAUCAUCACCAUCACAGUCCACAACGACUCAAUCGGCGCGUGUCGAGCAGCAGCCUUCCACUCCUCUCAGCAGUCUCUCCACCACUCAACUCUUAUUGGAUGAAUUGUCUCAUCAACAACAAGUAUUGUCUCCUUUCCAUCCUCUUUCAACAAGUGGUGCGAUGGUUGAUCCCUACCUCUAUCGAUUGUAUCAAUUGGGACAACAACAACAACGAGUGGCUGCCUUGAUGAGUCAAUCAUCUCCAACGACCACACCUUCAAAUCUUUCACUCUUGGAUCCUACUGCUGCUGCUGCUGUAUUAUUACAGCAACAACAACAACAACAGCAAGCCUUGUUGAAUAGUGUUGCACUCGCUCAACAAUUAACAUCAUCCUUGAUGAUGAAGAGUGCUGCUGCUGCUACUUCUCAAAAGGUUCCUCAGAGCUCGGUGAGUUCACAAUCCAUCAUGGAAAGCAAUAAGAAGAAUGAUCAAACGACUACUAUUGAAAAGAGAAGCAAAGCUUCUUCUGAUGCAUUGGUCAGCAACAAUACCACAAUGGCGAAUACAACUGCGAAUACGACUGCUACCAAUACAACUACUACUACUACUAGUAGCAGCAGUACUACUAUUGGUGGUGCAUCAUCAUUGAAGAAUGAUCAUUCUGCAACCACAUCUGCAGUGAAUCAUGAUCUUGAAGAGAUUUUAGAAGAACACUCACAAGAAUCUCGUCAUUGGAGUACAGUCUAUAUCCAUCCUCAACUUGCUCUCGAUUCAACGCAAGUGAACAUUUAUUUAGAAACCAGAGAUUCUGGACCUCGAUUGGACUCUACUGUUGAUUCUGAAUUGUAUAGUUCGAUCAAGUAUGAAAUGAGACAUGAGAUUAAGGAGUUGAAUACCGUGUUCAAUGGUGAGGCAUCUGAUGAUUUACAAUUAUUUUGUCGUAUUCAAAUCAUUCAUCCAGAUAAUAAGACUGAAGUGUUAAAGAAUGGUAAACCUAUAUUGGGAGGAGUGAUUGAAUCCAACGUAUCACGAUCCAAUUCAGAUAAUAGUAUGACAAGUAUGAAAAUCAAAUUUACAGAUUGUAGCUACCAUCAUGGUAACUGUAAAUUUGCAUUUCGAGUCUCUUAUUUUAUUGAAAGUGAUUUGGACAAUCCAAUUCUCAUUAUGGAAUCAGCUCCAUUUAAGGUUUUGGCAAGAAAACCAUCCAAGAAUAAGAAACCUGCUCAAAAGAGAAAGAAGGAAGAAGAAGAAGAGGCUACAAUUAAUGCUAUCACUGUAGACUCUCCACCUCCUUCUCAAAAGAUUAAGAUUUCUAACUUUGAAGAUUUCAAACAAGUUACUGCAAGUGUUUUUGAUUAUAUUCAGAGUGCUUCUGAUGAACAAAAGAAGAGACAAAUGAUUAAUCAUGUGGUCACUAAAUUAUAUUCAGUGGAUCCAAACAUGAUGUUUAGCUUGCCUUCUGACGAUGGUGCUAAUGAUAUUUUCAAAGGACUUUUGUAA